Cucurbita maxima (winter squash) is the source of this 1396-nucleotide messenger RNA. Its product is annotated as protein SENSITIVE TO PROTON RHIZOTOXICITY 2. The record is from RefSeq and is a predicted model, not a curated record. Gene Ontology annotation, biological process: response to aluminum ion; response to acidic pH. The transcript is spliced from 2 exons. NCBI's taxonomy places the organism in Eukaryota, Viridiplantae, Streptophyta, Magnoliopsida, Cucurbitales, Cucurbitaceae. Bases 17 to 982 code for a protein of 321 amino acids.
GAAUUCAAAUUCCCAUAUGCCUUUCUCUUCUGAUUUCCAUUCAAGCUCCCUACUUUACAACCUAUCAAUUUUGAAGGAUAAACUCCACCAAAUCCAAUCGGUUGUCUCCGUCGUCGUCUACGACUUCCAAAACUCGACCGAGUCCCACCCACGAGACUUGUCGCAGUUACCGACGGUCAACUCUAUGAUCCAGGAACUUAUCAUGGCUGCUUCUUCCAUGUUGUUCACAUGUCAAGAGAUGAAUAACUUCGCUGUGAACUCGUCGUUACAUAACGAUGUUGUCGAUAAUAAUCUUCAAGGUCUCGUUGACAACGACAAUCAACCUUCCAUCGCCCUUCUCGACGUGGCCAACGAUCAUCGCCAUCAUCAGAACUGGUACAACAUGACAUCUACUACUAAUAACGACGACAACGACAACAAUAGCAAUAGAGUAACGACAACGGAAACAACACAAGAUUAUCGAACUUCGAUCAAUAUUGUUGAGCUAGACGCGACGGAUCUUCUUGCAAAAUACACCCAUUACUGCCAAAUUUGCGGGAAAGGGUUCAAGCGGGACGCGAACCUACGAAUGCACAUGCGAGCACACGGCGACGAGUACAAAGCGAGCGGGGCGUUGAGUAACCCGGAGAAGAGUCAUAGAAGGGAUAUGAACAUAAACAAGAAAUUAGGGACUAAAUACUCAUGUCCACAAGAGGGCUGCAGAUGGAACCAAAAACAUGCCAAGUUUCAGCCAUUGAAAUCACUGAUUUGUGUGAAAAAUCAUUACAAGAGAACCCAUUGCCCCAAAAUGUAUGUCUGCAAGCUCUGCAGCGGCAAGAAAUUUUCAGUUCUAUCAGAUUUGAGGACUCAUGAGAAACAUUGUGGAGACAUGAAAUGGGUUUGUUCUUGUGGCACCACAUUUUACAGGAAAGAUAAGCUCAUGGGUCAUGUUGCUCUGUUCGUCGGGCAUGCCCCGGCAAUCAGUUCGUCGGUAAGAGCGUAGUAACUUGCGGCCGAUAUGUUACUAUGAGUUUAUGUUUGUUCUUAUUUAAUUUGAUGGAUUCUGUAUGAUAUAUGUUGUAACUUGUCACAAAGAUGUAUUGCCAGUAGAGUACAUCGAAUGAUAUCAAAACAUUGAUGGUGGCAUUACUGACAAAUUGAAUCAAAGCUUCAAAUUACGGCAAUUGAGGUAUUGGUAUUGUUAAAGAAUUAAAUUUACAUUAUGUGACAACGAGCGUAGAUUAUGAAAGAGAGAAAUUGUGACAGGUAGCACAACAAGUGAUAUCAGAGUACCAAAUCAACAACAUACUCACACUUACCAUCAAUUAAAGAUAAAUUUCUCAUUACAAACUAAAUUAUUUGUUCUUAGAAAUCAUAUUUUCAAGAUAUUGCUCUGAUUGUAGGGCAUGUUCCGGCU